Molecule: messenger RNA, 1777 nt
Organism: Lolium perenne
Lineage: Eukaryota; Viridiplantae; Streptophyta; Magnoliopsida; Poales; Poaceae
Molecular function (GO): protein binding
Source: RefSeq, a predicted model, not a curated record
AUGACCACCAGACCAGCCCGCGCGCACCUCACCGCGCUCUUCCUGCUGGUGGCCACCGUCCCGGCGACGGCAAUCGGCCCAGGGUGGUUCUCAGAGGCCGAUGCCCUACUAGCAUGGAAGGCCAGCCUCGCCAACACAAGCGCGUUGUCCAGCUGGACCCGGGACGCGCCGGUCUGCAACUGGACCGGCGUGAUGUGCGGCCACCGCAACCAUGUCCGCUGGGUAAGGAUCGAAGGAUGCGGUCUCUCCGGCGGGCUCGGCACGCUUGACACUGCGGCACUAACGGGGCUCGCCGUGCUGAACCUUAAGGGGAAUAACCUCGGAGGCGCCAUCCCAGCCAACAUCUCGCAGCUACGCUCCCUCAAGCUUCUCGACCUCAGCAACAACAGGUUCGACGGCUCCAUCCCGUCGCAGCUCAGUGACAUGCACAGCCUGGUCAGCCUCCGGCUCCGCAGCAACAACCUCCUCGGCGACAUCCCGCGCCUGCUCUGCAGCCUUCUCUCCGUCCAGGUACUUGACUUGUCAGACAACCGGUUCACGGGUGAGCUCCCGGACUGCUGGUGCAACCUCCAGAAUUUGCGGUUCAUUGACUUGUCCAGAAACCGGCUCACCGGAGAGCUCCCAGGCUGCUGGUGGAACCUGCAAGAACUUGGGUUCAUGGACCUGUCCAACAACUCCUUCUCGGGAGAAAUUCCAGCAGCUCAGGCAGGCCAGACCUGCUCUCUCUGGUCGCUUUAUCUCGCUGGAAAUAACUUCAUUGGUGCCUUUCCGCCAGUACUAAACAGAUGUAACUUGCUGGCCACCCUAGACAUCGGGAACAACAUGUUCUUUGGUGGUAUCCCACCGUGGAUCGGGAGUCAGGUCCCAUCUUUGAGAAUACUUAGCCUCAGAUCAAACAACUUCACUGGAAACAUUCCCCCUGAACUAUCACAGCUCUCGCAACUUCAGCUCCUCGACAUGGCAAAUAAUAGCCUGGCAGGAUCAAUUCCCGUAGCCUUUGGUAACUUGACCUCCAUGAAAAAUCCACAAGGUCUUUCAACUCUGGUCGUGCAGGAAGGUGAGCCGACAUACAACGAUAGAAUCAACGUAAUGUGGAAGGGCCAGAAGCUGAUUUUUGAGAGAACGCUCUGGUUAUUAACCGGCGUCGAUUUGUCUGGGAAUUUUCUCUCCGGAUGCAUCCCAGAAGAGUUAACCAACCUUCAGGGCCUCCAGUUUCUCAACUUGUCAAGAAAUCAUCUUUCAUGCGGCAUUCCUCAAGGCAUUGGUAGUUUGAAUUCUCUCGAGUCCCUCGAUCUAUCAUCUAAUGAUCUUUGGGGAGAAAUUCCUCCGAGCAUCUCCAUCUUAUCAGGGCUCAGUAUCUUUAAUGUCUCGCACAACCAUUUGUCGGGCAAAAUACCUGCCGGGAGUCAGAUUCAAACCCUAACUGACCCAUCGAUCUACUCUGACAAUUCUGGGCUAUGUGGAUUUCCUCUCGUCAUUCUGUGUGCAGAUACUUCGCUUCCACCAGAUGGCAUAAACGGCGAAGGGGAGGACCAGUGGUUAUACUACUGUGUGAUUGCUGGAAUUAUUAUGGGUUUCUGGCUAUGGUUUGCGAUGCUCUUUACAGUUCAGACAUGGAGAUGCGGUUUUUACUUCUUUGUUGAUGAUGUGCAAUGUAAGUUUAUGCAGAAAAUGUCACAUUAGUUGUGUUCUAUGAAUGUUUAUACCAACAGAGGAAUCUAUGUACAAGAAGUAAUUUACGCGUGUACAACAGAAAAAAAAUCCACGCCAUUUCUCA